GCUGGCAUGACCGAACUCUGCUUCCUAAGACUCUGUAGGUAUAUAAUCAGGUAAAGAACCAUGCUAUUAAUCAGAGCAACACCAAUUGUAAGACACCUCGCCAAAUCUACCUGCUUUAGAACAGUAUACCCUUUCAGAACCUUUAUACCUUCGAUUAUCGCAAACAUGCCGCCAAAGGACAAGUACACCGAUCCCAAGCUUCGCGAUGAAGUCAAGGAGGAGAUUCACAACAGCGACAAAGGCGGUGCACCAGGCCAAUGGUCAGCCCGUAAAGCCCAAAUGAUGGCCGCCGAGUACAAGAAGCGUGGUGGAGGUUACACAACCGACAAAAAGGACCAGGACGACUCCCAAGAACACCUCUCAAAAUGGGGAGAAGAAGACUGGCAAACUAAAGACGGCUCAGGAAGCGCAAAGAAAGAAGACGGAACCCAACAACGCUACCUCCCCAAAAAGGCCUGGGAAAACAUGAGCGAAGAAGAGAAAAAGGAUACCGACAAUAAAAAGCAAGCAGAAAGCAAGCAAGGAAAGCAACACGUCGAAAAUACCGACAAGGCAAAGGAAAGCAGAAAGCAAGCUAAUGAAGAAGAAGAUGAGGAGUUUGAAAAGAAGAAGAAUAAGCAAGAGGAGAAGAAGGACGACAAGGAAGAAGAGGCACAAGCUGGUGAUAAGCGUACUCGUUCUUCAAAGUCUGCUUCGCCUGCGAAGAAGCAGAAGCAGAAUGACGGUGUUGCAAAGGAGACUUCUUCACCUUCAAAGUCAGAGUCCAAGUCCAACGGCAGCAAGAAAGACUCGAAGGAUGACAAGGAUAACUCCAAGUCCAAGUCCACCUCCAACGACAAGAAAGACAACUCCUCCUCCUCCUCCGACUCCCCCCACGGCACCCCAGCCUCCUCCACCCGCCUCCCAAAAAAGGAUCAACAAGUCCAAUGGAAAACCCUUGGCAACUGGACAAAAGGCACCGUCCUCGAAGUCGCCCACGAAGAAAAAGAAGUCGACGGCAAAAAAGUAAAAGCAACCAAAGAAGAUCCAAGAAUCGUGCUCAAGAGUGAUUCUUCCGGGAAAGUUGCUGUGCAUAAACCUGAUGCUGUUUUCUUUUGAUUUGGUGACAAGGGCUGAGGAGAGGAGGAGGAGGAGG
Messenger RNA from Aureobasidium subglaciale EXF-2481, 1135 nucleotides. RefSeq lists its product as uncharacterized. Lineage: Eukaryota; Fungi; Ascomycota; Dothideomycetes; Dothideales; Saccotheciaceae. The transcript has 2 exons. Bases 166 to 1098 code for a protein of 310 amino acids. The record is from RefSeq and is a predicted model, not a curated record.